Messenger RNA from Bemisia tabaci, 2653 nucleotides. The record is from RefSeq and is a predicted model, not a curated record. Lineage: Eukaryota; Metazoa; Arthropoda; Insecta; Hemiptera; Aleyrodidae.
CCUUGGAACUGACCUAUGCGGUGGCUCCGGCCGCGGUUAUCGAGGCGGGCGAUCGCGGAUAACGAGGCCCGAGCCGGCAACGCGGCGCGACGCUGGGGCGUCCACCCGCUAUCCCUCGCCCUCGCCCGUCGCGUCGCAGCCUCAAUCGGCACCAGUGUCGGCUCCGCGUCUGACGUACCCACCUCUUCCGUCCGCUCGCCCGUUCUCCCGCGCUCCGGCCGCUUCGGACCACAGUGCUCCCGUCCGCGGAUCGCCGCUUCCUCAACAGUUUGCAAAGAGUGGUUGAUUCAUGAAGAUGGUGCUCUUGCCUAUAAACUACAGAAAGAAGAAGUGGAACAGCAUUACUCUGGAAACAAACAGCGAAAUGCACAAGUUCGCGAAGAUUUUCCACGAGCAAAAGAUGAGCAGCUUAGGGAGGAAAUCGAAGCCCGCCUCAAAUACCAGCAGCUCAUCUCUCAACAGGAGGAGGAAGAUGCAAGGCUCGCUAAAGUAUUGGCAGAGCGGAUUCGAAAAGAAGAUGAUGAAAGACGUCAACGAUUAGCUUUUCAGGAUGAAGAAUUAGCCAGACAGGUUCAAAAACGAGAAAAACUUAAAGCAAUUGAAAAAGAGCGAUACCCCUUCAGCUAUGGAAGUCUUCAUGGUAGUCCUUCUGUACAUCCUGAUGUCAAUAGUGUUGGUCUCCCGAUUGUUGACAAUCAGUCGAACUCCACAAAUUAUUUGGUGCACACUUUACAGAACUCCAAGACUAAAAAUAAUCAUCGACUUGUUGAAGAAGAAAGCUAUCAAUACCAAGCUGUCAGUAAUGAUUACAGCUCUACUGUAACAGAUUUAGAUGAUUUAGCACAAGAAGAUGUGGAAAAUGUUCUAUCCGAUCGAGAUUUGGAGGAGGAAGCAAUCAGAAGGCUUCAAGAACAAAAAGAUGAAGAGCUUGCCCGAUUACUUCAAGAGCAAGAAGAAGAAGCUAACUCUCCAUCUCUCAUUGAUCGAGACCGACUCCUCGCCAUUGAAGCGCAAGAUAAAGAAUUGGCAAGACUGCUCCAAGAUAGGGAAAGAGCCAAAUUGAAAAGGGCCCGGGAACGUGCGAAACAAAAAGCUCUUUUGAAGAAGCAGCAGCAGGAAAUGGAAAAUGGAGAAAUCAGGGUCUCCGACAGUGCCUCAAACUUAAGUGUUGAGGCUGGUGCAGAAAAAUUAUCAAAGAUGAAGAUAUCCUCAUCACACCCACUUGAAGAGUCUAGUAGAAAUUCAUGUGGAAAGUCACGAUCAUUGCCAAAGAACCAGGUCACAGAUUUAGAUGCAAUUGAAGUCAUGUCUUCGGAGCCUGUCACCAGUUUCCAGCCCAUGCAAAACAUUGCAAUGGCAAUCGACCCCACUUAUUCUCCGCAAAAACCAAAUCAAAAAUCGAAUUUUCAGCAUCCGCCACUGCCAGAAGUCAUAAGCGCAGAUGUUGAAGAAGAAGAUUACGACGAUGAAGCGAAUAUUAGUCAAGCUGGUGCGUACUUGCCCAUUGUUCAAGGACAACGAAGAACCGCCUCUCUCGAAAAGAAAUCAAAGAAAAAUAAGAACAAGGAAGGCUGCACUCAACAGUAAAAUCUUCAAUCUCCGAAGAAUUUUCUUCGGAGCACAGCACUGGAGGGAUUCCAGGUUGACAAAAUCCCAAAAGGUGGUGCUGAAUGAGGCAAAUCAGCCUUCAUAGAACAUUAUAUCUACAGUAUUAAAGGAGGUAUUGAAUGAUGAAGAUGAUUCUGGCAUAGCCACAGAAAUAACUAGAAAUCAAUAAAAAGAGUUAGAAAGAAAGGUUCAAACUUUCUUAGAAAUCAACAAUCUGUUUCUCUUACCAGAAAAAAGGGAAAUGAUAUUUCUCAGUAUUACAGUGAAGAGAUGAUUCUCAAAAUGCAUUUUUAAUUAAUUAUUUUAAGUCUUGCUCAUAUUCAUCUUAGGUGAUGGACGUGAAAUUCACAAAUUGGUAAUCUUAUCAAUAUUGUUCAAUCCUGGUGAUAAUAUUGCUCCCCUCUUUUUUCCCUGUCAAUCCUGUCAAUAAUUGUUUGACAAUAAAUUUUGAAGUUUUAUGUAUAAUUAUAAAUUAUUCACUCUGCCUUGUCACAAACGUCCUCUUAUAAGCUGUGAUUAUAUUAUAAAAAGUUUUUAUACUCAUGCACGAAUUUUAAUUCUUUUAUUAGGAUUUAAGUAGCGGAAAGGAGAUGAAACCAAUCAAAAAAUGAUCGAUUUAUCAAACUUUUAUAAUUUUUGUUUUAAUCUUUGUAAUUGUUUUAUAUUUUUUAUAAUUUUCUGAAUUUUUUGUUGGAUCCUUGUGAUUUUGCCUUUUUUUUUUGGAGCCACUCUGUAAGGCCUUCUUCAAGUGACCUUAUUCUUCAGUUACAUUGUCUUGUAGAACUCUUGUAUUUGCAGAAUUGUAUUUGCAGAAUUAUAUAUGCUAUUUUUUUUUACUUUAUCUUUGCAGUUUACUGCUUUAUUCAGGUUAAGAGUCAUUGUUAAAGAAAUAUGUUAUAAGUAUACUCUAGUGUAUUUUAUGAUUUCUUCAAUUUUCUUAGGUGUUGACAAGCUAGUAUACGUUUUGGAAGUGUCGUAUACAAUGUCUUAUUUGACUUAUUUUUGGAAAAUCAAAUAACUAAAUACACAUGAAGUAAUCACUCAA